AUGCAGAGCCCCAAGAUUCACGGUCGGCCUGCUGAGGAGUCGACAACCAUCAAGUCUGCCAAUGCUCCCACAAAAAAGUCCCACGAUCCGUGGGUACACCUCAUCGCUGGCGCGAGUGGUGGCUUUGCUACUGCGAUUGCAACAUCUCCUCUCGAUGUUCUGAGGACUCGUCUUCAGUCUGACUUCUACCAACGACCUCCUCCUUCUACUUCCGCGUCAUCCGCUGCCGCCUCUACUAUCUCCAAACACGCCACGCACAACACUGCUCGUAUCAUCAGCAACAUCUACCAAGCAGAGGGAUGGCGUGCCUUCUUCCGAGGACUUGGCCCCAGUCUAGCGGGAGUGGUCCCGGCGACCGCUAUCAAGUUCUGGGUCUACGGAAACUCCAAGCGCAUCGGUGCCCAAGUGCUGGGAACCGGUGAAGACUCUACACUCGUUCACGCGCAGGCCGCCAUAUCCGCAGGAAUCGCGACUGCGACUGCGACAAACCCCAUCUGGCUGGUCAAGACACGACUGCAAUUAGACAAGGCGCAAACCACGACCGGUACGCGCCGCUACAAGAACAGCCUGGAUUGCAUCCGGCAAGUGAUCCGCCAAGAAGGGUUCAGCGGCUUGUAUCGAGGACUCAGCGCGAGCUACUUGGGUUCGCUUGAAACAGCCCUGCACCUUGUGCUGUAUGAGCGAAUCAAGACUGUUUUGCACUCGUCAUUGGGAUCGCCCGAUGGCAAAGAUACCGCCACGCAAAAGGAGAUCACGAGCUGGCUGAGCACAACCGGAGCGGCUGGAUCCGCCAAGUUUGCUGCGGCUUUGAUUGCAUAUCCUCAUGAGGUCAUCCGAACACGACUUCGCCAAGCCCCAAUGGAGAAUGGGAUCCCCAAAUACACCGGCUUGCUGCAGUGCUUCAAGCUCAUUGCUAAGGAAGAGGGCAUGGCCGGUCUUUACGGAGGCUUGAUGCCGCACAUGCUCCGCUCGAUUCCUUCUGCGAUCAUCACCCUUGGUGUCUAUGAGUUUGUCCUCCGCUUCGUUGGAACAUCCUGA
This is a messenger RNA of Penicillium diatomitis, 1038 nucleotides long. Its product is annotated as putative mitochondrial carrier protein (Rim2). The transcript has 3 exons. Gene Ontology annotation, cellular component: mitochondrion. Gene Ontology annotation, biological process: pyrimidine nucleotide import into mitochondrion. The record is from RefSeq and is a predicted model, not a curated record. Gene Ontology annotation, molecular function: pyrimidine nucleotide transmembrane transporter activity. NCBI's taxonomy places the organism in Eukaryota, Fungi, Ascomycota, Eurotiomycetes, Eurotiales, Aspergillaceae. Bases 1 to 1038 code for a protein of 345 amino acids.